AUGAGAAACAUAUUAUCAAAUAUAAUAAAACUAAUUUAUAAAUUCUACUUAUUAUACUUAAAAAAAAACAAGCUAAUAGAUGAUGGCAACUACAAAAAAAUGAGCUAAAAUUUCAAAUUUAAUAUAAAUUUUAUUCAGGAUUUACUUCAAGAAAUUUCUUUUAUAGAAUUUAACUCUGAAUAUAAUGUGGCUCUAGCCAAAAUACUUACUUAAUUAAUAUUAAAGCCAUUUUUUUGUAUGUUUUUUAGUCAAUUUUUGAUAAAUAAUGAUACAUUUUUAUAUCUCAAAUUGUAAAUUUUAUACAACAUGUCUACCUAAAUUGCAUAAUGGUGA
Tetrahymena thermophila SB210 is the source of this 333-nucleotide messenger RNA. RefSeq lists its product as hypothetical. The record is from RefSeq and is a predicted model, not a curated record. The transcript has a single exon. Lineage: Eukaryota; Ciliophora; Oligohymenophorea; Hymenostomatida; Tetrahymenidae.